Hippopotamus amphibius kiboko is the source of this 429-nucleotide messenger RNA. Its product is annotated as psoriasis susceptibility 1 candidate gene 2 protein-like. Bases 1 to 429 code for a protein of 142 amino acids. The record is from RefSeq and is a predicted model, not a curated record. Lineage: Eukaryota; Metazoa; Chordata; Mammalia; Artiodactyla; Hippopotamidae. The transcript has 2 exons.
AUGGGCCAGCCUGAGCCAGUGACCACACCCUCCCUACACUCAGGCCGUGACAGCUUCCUCGUCCCGCGCAACGCCCGGCUCCUCUGGGCACUCAGAAACACAGUGUCCAGGCACGGGCCAACGGGUACCGAGUUCAAGGGACACUCCAAAGCAGAAACUCAGGCAGAACCAGUGCCCCAGGAGCCUGGGCUUCUGGGAAGCCCCUUCUCCUGGCAGUCGCCCCGCCGCCGGCUGGCACCCCUGCCGCCGCCCAGGGCAGCUGGCCAGCCUCGGGCAGUGUGGCUCCCUCCCCCCGGAGGAGAGCUGAAGCCGAACAUGCCGCAGCAGCAGCAGCAGUGGCAGCAACAGACCUGGCGUCCUGGUGCCUCCUGGCCCCUCAGCAGCAGUGAUUCACGCCAGCCUGGAGAGGGACCGAGCCUCGCUCGAUGA